Tigriopus californicus is the source of this 4712-nucleotide messenger RNA. Its product is annotated as vitellogenin-like. Gene Ontology annotation, molecular function: lipid carrier activity. The record is from RefSeq and is a predicted model, not a curated record. NCBI's taxonomy places the organism in Eukaryota, Metazoa, Arthropoda, Copepoda, Harpacticoida, Harpacticidae. Gene Ontology annotation, biological process: lipid transport.
GUUGUCAGUCAAUUAGACUCGUCCAAUAGAGAUCAACUUUUGUGUUGACCAUGAAGUCUAUCAUUGCUUUGGCUCUAUUUGUGAGUGUUGCUCUGUGCAACUCUACCGCCCAUUAUGGCUGGAUCCCCAAUCAUGAGCUCACCUUCCGGUGGACCACCUCCCAGAUCACUGGUUUGGAGGAUAUCCGUGCUCAAUAUGGUGGCAUGGAGUUGAGCUCCAUCAUCAGGGUCCAAGUCUUCUCCGACUACUCGCUGCGCAUCAAGUUCGAGAACUCCAAGUUCGGGGUCGUCAACAAGGAUUUGCCCAUCGUGCAUGGACGUCCCCAGAUCCCUGAAGGUAGCCAAGAGCUUCCUGAGGAGUUCCGCCGUCCUUUGGAGACCGCCUUCAUGGUCCACUUGAAGGCUGGUGUCAUCGAGAAUCUCUUUGUUGAGCGUGAUGAGCCCGUCGUGGUGACCAAUAUCAAGAAGGCUCUGCUGUCCCAACUCCAGAUGGACUUGAGCGCCUCCCGUCGCCAGGAUAUCGGUAGCAACGAAAUCUCCAAGAGCAUCAUGUCGGAUGAGCGUCCCACUUUCUUCACCACCGAGGAGAGCUCCAUCCUUGGAGACUGCGAGACCAUCUACACCGUCAACCCUUUGUCCAAGUACCAAGCCAACGAGUUGGAGAGCAGAUGGAUUGAAGUGGAGAGAGAGCUCAGGGAGUUGGGCAUCCUUUCCGGACCCAAAUCCGAGGGUGAUGAAGCCUGCCGUGGAAAGACCUACUACGAGGUGACCAAGACAAGGAACUUUGACAACUGUCGUGAGCGCCCCGUGUUCCAACAAUGGAUCGGACUCAAGAGCUCUUGUGAUGUGACCAAGUCUAAUUGCAAGGAUAUGUUCACGCAUCUGUCCUCUACCCGAUACAUUGUGUGUGGAAGUGAGGAGCAAUUCUACAUCCGUGAGGCCAACACUGAGAACUCGAUUGUUUCUCAACCCAUUGGCUGGAACACCGAAGAGACCUUGAAGUCCACUGCUCGCAUCACCUUGGUUUUGAUCAAGGUCAAGUCGGGUGACUUCACUCCCGUUCCCAAACCUAACCAGCCUAAGGAAAAGAAGUCCCUCGUGUACCAGUACCCCAAGGCUAAUGACCGCUUGAGCCCCGAGGAGGCCACCAGGGAGGUGGUUCCCGGCACUGAAGGACAAUCUCCUUUCAUGCCCAUUCUUCCCAAGCCUGACAUGCGCUCAGCUUCAAACCUGAUCCCCAACCCCAUCGCCAAGAACGAGUUGAAGACCAAGAUUGUUGAAGAGAUCAAAGAUAUUGUCAACAAGAUCCACGAUGAGACCCAGUCUUGUGCCAAUAAGGGUGAUGUGGCCAGCUACAUCUCCACCGUUGUCCAAUCUCUCCGUUCUCUGAACUACUAUGACCUCAAGGAGAUCGAUCAUAAGAUCACCAGUUCCUUCUCUCAUGGAUCCCAACUUGUGACUGCUGUGGAAAUCUUUGAGGACAUGCUCGCUAUGGUUGGAAGCAACCCUUGUGUGCUUCUUCUGAAGGAGAAGAUCCAGGGUGGGCGCAUGGAAUCGCGGAACAAGGCUUAUUUGGUUGGAAAUGCCAUCCGCAAUGUUCGCACUCCCACCGAGGAACUUUUCAAAGAGCUCUUCCAGAUGGUCAAGUUUGUGAAGGGCGAUCGUCAAGCUUAUCAAUCAGGUCUUUUGGAACUGAGCAACUUGGUCUACUUGGCUUGCGUGAACCCCUCUACCAGCUACAAUCAGUACCCCGUCAGGAUUUACGGCCGCUUCUGCAAACCAGAAUCCUCCUUCAUCACUGAGCAUUACAUUCCCUACCUUGAGCAACAAUUGCAAAACCGCAACAGCGAGAAGGAUGUGGAGCAAUUCGUGUACAUUAGUGCUUUGGGCAAGCUUGGUCACAAGAACACCGUCUUGCCCUUGACCCGUGUGAUUGAAGGCAAGAUGAGCUCCAAGCCUAUGGCCCGCUCCAUGGCUGUCUACUCCCUGAAGCGCUUGGCUAAGUUGGAACCCACCAUGGUGCGUCCUGUCCUUUUGGCUCUGAUCGACAACCUGGCCGAACACACUGAGGUCCGAAUUGCCGCCGUGGCUGUCCUGCCGUGGAGCCAGCCCUCUGUGGCCGAGCUUCAAAAGAUGGCUCUGCGUAGCUGGUUUGAACCCUCCAAGCAAGUUGCCUCCUUCAUGUACUCGACCCUGAAGUAUCUCCCUCAAACUGAGGUCCCCGAAUUGAAGCCCGUUGGCUUGAAAGCCAAGACUCUCCUGCACUUGGUGAAGCCUUUCCAAUAUGGCAUCCAAUUCUCCCACAACAUCUACAGCCAGAAGUUUGUCGAGUACCUCCGCACUGCUGCCAGCUCCCAAUUGAGAUACGUCAUCACUGAAGAAUCCUUCAUCCCUACUCGUGUUUCCUUCUCCACCAAGCUCUUUGGCGGUCUGUGGGAAAUUCGCGGUCUGUCCUUUGCUAUUUACACCGAGAGCAUGGAUAAGGUCAUGGACAAGGUCUUUGACUACCUGGGCUACAAGAGCGAAGUCACUGACAAGGUUGAGGAACAAUUGAACAAGGUUAACGAAGAGCUCAAGAUUCAAGACCGGCAUGGUCGAACUCCCGCUGCUAUGGCUCAACUCAAGAUGCUUGGUUUUGAAACCUUCUACGCUUUGGACGUCAAGACCUACAUUGAGAUCUUGAACCUGGUGUCUGAGAAGCUCCGUGGCGCCGAGUUGAGUGAAGGACAGACCUUCCAAAAGACUCGUCUCCAGAAUCUGCUCAAUUUGGAAUCCUUCGGUCCCUCAGAAGCUGGUUUCCUCUUGUACGUGCGCAAGACUGUGCCUGUCGUCUUGGCCUACAAGGGCUCGUAUUCCACUAGCACCGGAUCGCUUGAGUCCCGUGACUCUGAGAAGUACUUCAAGGCCGAAGUCAAGCCCAUUGCCAACAUCAAGGUGGAAACCACCUUCGGUGUUGUGUCUCCUUUCACCAAGCAAUUCAUUGGUGCCGGUGUCGAAAUGGGUUUCCAUGCUAAUGGCUGUUCUGCCGUCAAGGCUGAGAUCAACAAGCCCGGUCAAUUGACCUUGACUUUGAAGAAGCCUGAGCAGGUCAACACCAAGGUUGAACUCAUCCACGUUUUUGUCAAGCCCUACACCUUCACUCGGGAUCUGACCCGUUUGGUGCCCACUUUCAAGGACUCCAGUGCCAAGGCCAUCAUGUCCACUAACCUUAUCAAGCAAGAGUUCAAACUUGGUGAGAGAUUCGGUGUGGACUUGAACGCCAAAUUUGCCACUGAUUACAGACAUUUCGACUUUGGUUACGUCAUCAACAAGAUGUCGUACCAAAAUAUCCAAUCUGCUUUCCACACUGGACUCAUGGUUCCCUCAAUCAGAUACUUCUCCUUCCAACUUGUUUGGGAUGUGGAGGCUUCUCAAACCAAAGAAAUCAGGACCCGAAUCUCUUCUGUUCGUGGCCAACACGUGGAAGGAGGGGACUUGGAAUUGCUCUCGGAGGAGGGUGUGUCUCAAGAGGAACACUUGAGAAGGAUCUGUGGUGAAUCGUAUCGAACUCAGUCUGAGGCUGAGAUCUGUCAUCGACAGGCUCUUGGUCAGCUUGAGCGUGCUGCUGAAACUGUUACGGAAAUCUGUGAGGAACAAUCUGAAUCUGGAUCCUUGUCUGAUGAGAAGAAGCGCGAGUGCCGCAAGGCUGUCCAUGUUUGUGAACAGGCUAAGCGCAUCUGUGAAGAAUCCCGCCGUUAUGAGCGAGAGAUCUGCCAAGAUAAGAAAGACCAAUGCUUGAGCAAGCGCCGUACCAUCCAACACAUGGAAAGAGCCCUUCAAGGACAACAAACUGGAAGUGGACGAGUUCAUGGUCUCAACUUUGAAUCCUCUCUUCGGUCUGCUUACCAUGGUGAGCGCAAGGUCGAGGUUAUGGGAGUGUUUGGCCGCAAAGUUAGCAACAACAACAAGGAUAUCAAGGCUUUUGUUGAUGUCAAGAUGACCACGCCCGAGCAUCCUGUCUACGAAAUGGAAGCUAUUAGUGAGACCAAGUUGCCCGAGGUCAUGUACCGAUGGAACUUGGACUCGCUUUUGAAGGAGGACAUCAACAUGAAGAACAGGAUCGUCAUCAAGUUCGGUCGCCAAAGUGCUGACAAGCACACCAUUGAGCUCAAGACCAACUGGGAGAAGACUGAAGCCCAAAAAGAAGCUGUCUGCAACUCACCCGAGUUCAAGAAAUGCAAUGAAGAGUUCCAGGCUAACCGCAUGCUCUCCUCAGUGUGCAUGGAAGCUCGCCACCAAGCUGCCUCCGUUGACAAGGUCCAAUUCAAGAUCCAAGCCCCUUCUUUCAUGAGGCACUCCCUGUGGGGACAGCGUGUGUUGUUUGCGGCUGAAGGCUAUCUUAUGAUGAACUACGGCGUUGCCAGGCAAUCCCUGACCGGUGGUGACCGCUCCACUGAAACUUUAGAGGGUGAGGUGAGAGUGUCCCGCUCGGGUCGCAUGGCUGAGCUGAAGAUCACCUCUCCCGUUGAGAUGAAGUACCACAAGAUCUCUUUGCCUUACGCCAUCCGCGGUUUCAUGCCCUUGUCGCUCCGUAACGGUGUCUUGCCCCCUCUCGUCCAGAAGGUUACCCGCGACCAAGCACCUGCCAGCUGUCGUAUUGACCCCGAAUGGAUCAGCACCUUCGAUAACAAGAUAACUUGCUACGUUUUACAACAAUGAAGUAAAUACAUAACA